AAUUUUUAAAUGAAAAAGAAUUCUGUUUUUCCCUGUAGGUAUGUCAUGUUGUUACCAGGCGAAGGAUAAUUUAAUGUGCCGUGAUGUUUGUGAGCAGAUAUUGUCUUCUAAGAGUGAUUCCCGUUUGAAGCACUUACUGCAGCGGGCACCUGAAUAUUGCCCAGAAUCAAUGGGAGAAGUUUGGGGUUGUAUAAAUUCUUCUUUGCCAGGUGUUUUGAAAAAGUCUGAUGGUUGGGUUGGCUUAGGUUGCUGUGAACUAGCCAUUGCUGUGGAAUGUCGACAGGCAUGUAAACAGGCUUCUUCAAAGAAUGACAUCCUGAAAAUUUGCAGAAAAGAAUAUGAGAAUGCACUUUUUAGUUGUAUUAAUAGAAAUGAAAUGGGAUCAGUUUGCUGCAGUUAUGCAGGUCAUCAUACAAACUGCCGAGAAUAUUGUCAAGCAAUUUUCCGGACAGAUUCCUCCCCUGGUCCUUCACAAAUUAAAGCAGUUGAAAAUUACUGUGCUGCUAUUAGCCCUCAGUUAAUACACUGUGUGAAUAACUACACACAAUCAUAUCCAAUGAGAAAUCCUACAGAUAGUUUGUACUGCUGUGACAGAGCAGAAGAUUAUGUCUGCCAGACUGCUUGUAAAAGGAUUCUAAUGUCAAUGAAAACAGAACUUGAAAUUGUUGAUGGACUUAUAGAAGGCUGCAAAACGAUGCCUCUGCCUCAGGAUCCCCUCUGGCAAUGUUUUCUUGAGAGUUCAAGGUCUGUUCACCCUGGAGUCACUGUGCAUCCUCCUCCUUCAACAGGCCUUGAUGGGGCUAAAUUGCAUUGCUGUUCUAAAGCAAAUACUUCCACUUGUAGGGAACUUUGCACUAAAUUGUAUAGCACAAGCUGGGGCAAUUCACAGAGUUGGCAAGAAUUUGAUCGCUUUUGUGAGUAUAACCCAGUUGAAGUUUCCAUGUUGACCUGUUUAGCAGAUGUACGAGAACCUUGUCAGCUGGGCUGUAGAAAUCUAACUUACUGCACUAAUUUUAAUAACAGACCAACAGAACUUUUUAGAAGCUGCAAUGCUCAGUCAGACCAAGGAGCUAUGAAUGACAUGAAGCUUUGGGAGAAAGGAAGUAUUAAGAUGCCAUUUAUAAAUAUUCCUGUUCUUGAUAUUAAAAAAUGCCAGCCAGAAAUGUGGAAGGCAAUUGCUUGCUCACUGCAGAUUAAACCUUGUCAUAGCAAAUCUAGAGGAAGUAUUAUCUGCAAAUCAGAUUGUGUGGAAAUUCUCAAGAAAUGUGGAGAUCAAAGUAAAUUUCCUGAAGGCCACACAGCUGAAAGCAUUUGUGAACUCUUAUCUCCAAUGGAUGACUUGGAGAGCUGUAUUCCUUUAGACACAUACCUGAGCCCAAGUUCUUUGGGUAACAUUGUAGAAGAUGUGACUCAUCCAUGUAACCCAAAUCCUUGUGCUGCCAAUCAACUUUGUGAAGUAAAUAGAAAAGGAUGUCAGUCUGGAGAACCCUGUCUUCCCUAUUUGUGUGUUCCAGGUUGCAAGUUGGGAGAAGCUUCAGAUUUUAUUGUACGUCAAGGUACACUUAUUCAGGUUCCAUCAUCAGCGGUAGGUGUUGGCUGCUACAAAAUUUGUAUGUGUGGACAUAGUGGACUCCUAGAAAACUGUAUGGAAAUGCAUUGUGUUGACCUCCAAAAAUCAUGCAUUGUUGGAGGAGAAAGGAAAAGCCAUGGAACAUCCUUUAAUAUAGAUUGUAAUGUCUGUUCUUGUUUUGCUGGGAGCUUGAUAUGUUCCACUCGUCAGUGUCUAAAUGAACAUAGUUCAGACGACGAACGUCGCAUAUUUACAGGUCUGCCAUGUAACUGUGCUGAUCAGUUUGUUCCUGUAUGUGGCCAAAAUGGACGCACAUACCCAAGUGCAUGCAUAGCUCGAUGUGUUGGGCUUCAGGAUUAUCAAUUUGAGUUUGGAACAUGCAUUUCCAAGGAUCCUUGUAACCCUAACCCUUGUACCAAAAAUCAGAGAUGCAUACCAAAGAAGCAGGUUUGUUUGACUAGUUUUGAGAAGUUCGGAUGUAACCAGUAUGAAUGUGUGCCAAGGCAAUUCAACUGUGACCAACUGCGAGAUCCUGUUUGUGACACAGACAAUGUGGAAUAUAAUAAUCUGUGUACAUUGUACCAAAAAGGAAAGAAUAUAUCAUAUAAGGGUCCAUGCCAGCCCUUCUGCAAAUCAACAGAGGCAGUGUGCGGACAUAAUGGUGAAACCUAUGGAAGUGUAUGUGCAGCCUAUUCUGACCGUGUGGCUAUAGACUACUAUGAACAGUGUCAGGCUGUUGGAGUGCUCUUAGACUAUGGCUUUCAUACAGAAUGUGCUUCUGUUAAAUGUCCUUCCCUUUCUUAUACUGGAUGCAAACCAGUUAUUGCACCAGGAGCGUGCUGCCCCCUGUGUGCUGGAAUGCUCAGAGUUUUAUAUGAUAAAGACAAGCUGGAUACUUUUGCCCAGGUUACAAAUAAAAAACCAAUAACUGUACUUGAAAUACUUCAAAAAAUCCGUCUACAUGUUUCAGUGCCACAAUGUGAUGUGUUUGGAUACUUAAGUAUAGAAUCUGAAAUUGUGAUACUUAUCAUCCCAGUUGACCAAAACCCCAAACCAUUGCAGAUUGAAGCCUGCAAUAAAGAAGCAGAAAAGAUAGAAUCGCUGAUAAAUUCUGACAGCCCAACUUUAGCAUCCCAUGUGCCAUUAUCAGCACUUAUUGCAUCCCAAGCUCAAGUUUCAUUAAGUAUAUCUUCUCCCUGUAUAAAAGCCAUGCCUGUGCUUUACACCCUAUUCUUGAGCUUCAUAUUCACCUUGGUGGCAGUUGUAUACAAUACAUAACUGCUUAGAAAAUGUGCAAAGUAAGCAUUGUAUUUUUUUCUAUACUGCGAAGGACAUUCAGAAGUGCUGUCUUGUUGGUGAACAAGAAAUUUUAAUCAGAAGGAAAGAAUCAGUUCAGUCCAACAAAAUACAAGAAAAAAAUGUUAACAUAUAUACCUUUUCGUUAAAAAUUAAGAAUAUUUGAAAUAAUCCAAAGGACAACUCACCUUUUAACUACUAAUCAUAAUUUUCCAAGCAUAAUUGUUUUCUUUAAAAUAUUUGGUUCCCAUAAAAAUGCUGUACAGGAUUCUAACUUUUGUGGUUAUGGGGUUGUUGUACAGUUAUUUUCAGCUGCAAGCAAAUACCGUAUUAAGAUUAUUCAAAAGUGUUAUUUUUAUAUGAUCCAAUUGUGUAUCAUUGAGAAUAAGCAUGUGCCUAUUUUAACCAUCAAUUUUUGAAAGACAUGAAUUGCUGCUACUUAGUUUACCAAAAACUGUUGAGUCAUUUUCCAUGUAAAUACAUAUAUUUUCAUAUUUUAUUAUGAAGGAAAUGAAGUAGCCAUGGGCCUAUUCCAGGAAACUUACACGUGUAAGUAAAUAUUCUUAUGUGUGUCUAAGUAUUUGGAGGAUAUUGGGCCCCAUUUUUGUAAAAUGACAAUCAUGUGCUAAGCCAGUACCUUACUUAAAUGAAGAAAUGUGUUCAUUUUUACAACUUUGUACAUAACAGAUUUUCUUAUUGGAUGCAAAAUUAUAAAUAAUUUCAAUCUAUAUUUAUAAGUCCCAUUUGAAAUAUUGCAGUAUUUGCAUGUUAUCUAAUUAAAUUUAUACUUUAAAUAUGUUUAAAUGUUUUAUAGAGAACUUACAUUUUAUUACUUAUUGUGUUUUAUGCACCUGAACCUAGUCUACAUGAAGUUUUGUGUAUCAGUAUUAUAGUACCCAACUUUUGAAGCAUAUACAGGAAAAACUAAUUUUUGCCAAAAUGUUGAACUUUGUAAGAAGGCACUGAAAACUUUUGGAACAUCUGUAUGUAACUGUAGCAUGUUUGUAGAAAUUAUUUUCUGUUAAAUCUUUGCAAUGCAAAUGUAUCAAAGCCUUUUUUAUUUUAAUAAAAAAGAACUUUUAUUUUC
Molecule: messenger RNA, 3953 nt
Organism: Gavialis gangeticus (Gharial)
Lineage: Eukaryota; Metazoa; Chordata; Crocodylia; Gavialidae
Gene: RECK
Product: reversion inducing cysteine rich protein with kazal motifs
Exons: 20
Coding region: 41-2848 (935 amino acids)
Biological process (GO): extracellular matrix organization; blood vessel maturation; sprouting angiogenesis
Cellular component (GO): plasma membrane
Molecular function (GO): protein binding; metalloendopeptidase inhibitor activity
Source: RefSeq, a predicted model, not a curated record